UUUGAUGUAACUUAUAAGAUAACCUAUAAGUUAAAAUAAUUAACGUUUACUGUACAUGAUUGUGCAUUUUUCUCCCUCUACUUAUCGUGAAAAAAAAGAUAACAGACGUCAUAUAUCGUCAAUGUGAUUCUCAGCUAAAAUGACUGGUCGAUUGUUUACCGACAGUCACUCAGCGACCAACGCUGAACGAAUGUGUUGACGUUCCGCUUCAGGAAAUCACCAUCUUACUCCUUUUAAAAAAUUUCAUCAUAUUGAACAGUCGCCAGUCUAACAAGUGAGUCAAGUGUGUAAGCUCGCGAGGAAAUUUCUCAUUCGGGACGAAUUAAGGCGACGAAUAUUUGAUCGAAUCCCUAGAUUCGCAUAUUCGACGAGGAAUCGGUGCGAUUCAUCGGUGUAAUUGCAGAGCGAGUAGCAGCGAACGCGAAAGGAGUUGAAUCAGCUGUGAAAGAGCCUUGAAAGGGAAAUUAAACAAAAGUAAGCAUGAUUCCCUUCCGUUAUACGAGGAAUAACAAUAUUCUCACAAUGAACCAGAGGAUGUUCUAUGAGAAGAACGGAUAUUUAAUGUUCCCUCGCCUCAUACCGCAGGACCUGCUCGACAAAUGUCACAAAAGAUUUGACGAUAUCGUCGAGGGCAGGGCUCCACGUGACAGAAUCGUGGUGAUGCGCGACGUGAAGGACAGGAAAGCGGUAAAUAAGUUGCAGGACAUCAAUUUCGAUCCGGUGUUCCGCGAAUAUAUCGAGCACAAGAAGAUCCUUGACAUAGUCGAAUGCUUCACCGGGCCGAAUAUUCUGGCGAUACACAACAUGCUGAUCGCGAAGCCGCCCGACAUUGGAUUCGGCACUUCCAAGCAUCCGCCACACCAGGACUUGUAUUACUUCCCGAUCCGUCCGACUGAUAGCAUAGUGGCCACAUGGACAGCCAUGGAACCCUGUGACGAGGAAAACGGCUGCCUUUACAUCGCACCUGGAACGCACGUUUCAGAUCGGUUGUACCCCCAUGAGUAUCCCCCCGGUGCGUCGAACAAGUUUUACCACGGUAUACAGGAUCUACCGCGCACAAUGCACUGGUUAAAUCUCGAGAUGCAACCCGGUGACACGGUGUUCUUUCACCCGUUGCUUAUCCACGGAUCCGGCGUAAACAGAUCUAAUCGAACGAGGCGAGCUAUUUCCUGCCAUUAUGCGACGGUGGAUCACACUUACGAACUCGAUCCGGUUCAGCACAACAUCGAGGAGGAGGUAUUAGACCACGCGAGGAAAAAGUUUCCCGGCAUCGAGAUAUCGUACCAGGAUCUGUGGGCAAUAAAGUCCACGCUCGUGCGCGGGAUUCGAUCGUCUUUGUAAAACUUGCUUCAUGCUCGGGGAUGUUAAGGGAUGUGAAGGGUUGACGCGUGACCAAUUUCAGAUAAAUAUUUAUCGGGGUAGGGCGCGUGUGAUUAU
This is a messenger RNA of Dinoponera quadriceps, 1437 nucleotides long. Its product is annotated as phytanoyl-CoA dioxygenase, peroxisomal-like. Bases 481 to 1341 code for a protein of 286 amino acids. NCBI's taxonomy places the organism in Eukaryota, Metazoa, Arthropoda, Insecta, Hymenoptera, Formicidae. Gene Ontology annotation, molecular function: phytanoyl-CoA dioxygenase activity. The record is from RefSeq and is a predicted model, not a curated record. Gene Ontology annotation, biological process: fatty acid alpha-oxidation. The transcript has 6 exons.